GAUCAUGACCUGAGCCCAAUUCAAGAGUUGGACUCUAAGGCCACCCACGUGCCCCUUCCUUUUAAAAUUUUUUGAUGUCGUAAUAAUGGUGUGGCUAAUAUCUUUGAGCAGAAAGCUCUUGUGUUCUUUUGAGAAAUUUCUUUAGUCUAAAUUCCCAGGAAUGGAAUAAAGGAUAUAAUCAUUUUAUGAUUAGUAGCCACAUUCAAGAUAUUUCUGCUAUUUUCUGAGUGUGUCCUGUCCUUAGAACCUUCCUAGCAUCAUAUUUUAAUUUCUCACUUUUGGCUUUUACUUGUUUUUAGGUGAGAGUGGCCCUCCUUUCUUCUUUGCAUUGGGUGGGCCCCUGCUGGGUCCUCACGGCUCUGCCCUGCUCGGCAGGUGGAGGAACAUGUCAGCCGCAUCCGCGAGGAGCUGGACCGUGAACGUGAGGAGCGCAACUACUUCCAGCUGGAGCGGGACAAGAUCCACACCUUCUGGGAGAUCACGCGGAGGCAGCUGGAGGAGAAGAAGGCCGAGCUGCGGAACAAAGACCGGGAGAUGGAGGAGGCUGAGGAGAGGCACCAGGUUGAGAUUAAGGUCUACAAGCAGAAGGUGAAACACCUGCUGUAUGAGCAUCAGAACAACUUGACGGAGGUGAAGGCCGAGGGCGCCGUGGUCAUGAAGCUGGCGCAGAAGGAACACCGCACACAGGAGGGCGCACUGCGCAAGGACAUGCGGGCGCUGAAGGUGGAGCUCAAGGAGCAGGAGCUGACCAACGAGGUGGUGGUGAAGAACCUGCGGCUGAAGCACACGGAGGAGAUCACCAAGAUGCGGAACGACUUUGAGAAGCAGGUGCGAGAAAUUGAGGCCAAGUAUGAUAAAAAGAUGAAGAUGCUUAGGGAGGAGCUUGACCUGCGGAGAAAGACCGAGAUCCAUGAGGUGGAGGAGAGGAAGAACAGCCAGAUCAACAUGCUGAUGCAGCGGCACGAGGAAGCGUUUACGGACAUCAAGAACUACUACAAUGACAUCACCCUCAACAACCUGGCCCUCAUCAACUCCCUCAAGGAGCAGAUGGAGGACAUGCGCAAGAAGGAGGACCACCUGGAGAAGGAGAUGAUGGAGGUGUCCGUGCAGAACAAGCGCUUGGCAGACCCCCUCCAGAAGGCUCGCGACGACAUGAACGAGAUGCAGAAGAAGCUCAGCAACUACGAGAGGGACAAGCAGAUCCUGCUUGUGAGUUUCCUCCUCAGUUCCCCUCCCUCGCACUUUCUCCUGGGCUCCGGACAGGAGAACAUCAGCAGGAUGUCUCCUGAGACCCAGAGCAGGGUUUGGCCUUCUGGGCAGGAACGGGCACACAGACCCACCCACCCGUGGGGGGACCCAGGUGCAAGGGGUUCACUCUGCAGAAGAGGUAUGUUCUGGUCCAGGGGCAGAGGUGGGAGGCGGCUUCUCCCCAGCGAGAUGCCCCCAGGGCAGGUGGCCUCUUUGUCCCCCACAGCCUGUCCCUUGCAGGUGCAGCAGGAGCGGGACGAGCUGUACAGGAAGUUUACUGCGGCCAUCCUGGAGGUGCAGCAGAAGGUGGGUUUCAAGAACCUGGUUCUGGAGCGGAAGCUGCAGGUGCUGAGUGCUUCUGUGGAGAAGAAGGAGGUGCAGUUCAGUGAGGUGCUGGCAGCCUCCAACCUGGACCCCGCGGCGCUGACCCUUGUGUCCCGCAAACUGGAGGAUGUUCUAGAAUCAAAGAACAACACUAUCAAGGACUUGCAGUAUGAGCUGGCCCGGGUCUGCAAGGCCCACAAUGACCUGCUGCGCACCUAUGAGGCGAAGCUCCUGGCCUUUGGGAUCCCUCUGGACAACGUGGGCUUCAAGCCUCUGGAGACAGCUGUGAUCGGGCAGAUGCUGGGCCAGGGCCCCGCGGGACUCGUGGGCACCCCGACGUAGUGCUUGCCCAGGACUGCUCCCUGGAUGACCUUCCCUUUCACCAAGGACAGGAACUGUUUUUUUUUUUAGAUUUGUAUCAUCUACAAAUAAAGGUUUUCUACAUUU
Molecule: messenger RNA, 2019 nt
Organism: Leptonychotes weddellii (Weddell seal)
Lineage: Eukaryota; Metazoa; Chordata; Mammalia; Carnivora; Phocidae
Source: RefSeq, a predicted model, not a curated record